CAUACCAUUCGCUUGAGCACUUGGCUUUAGGUGAGGUAGCUCUGCACUUCACCCCAGAGCUUCUCCUUUUCAGCUUUAGAAUACUCUCUACGAUCUUUAAUGGCCUCCUGGACUGCAAGGCAAAACAAGAAGUUACCCAAUUACAAAGCCGCUGAAAACAACAACAGAGGUUACGCCAACGAACUAAGGCUUCUGAAGAACAUGAAGCUACAGUGAGAACAAAUUCGCAGUCAUGCUCGAUAAAAUCACAAGUUCUACAUUAUAUUCCAAAUGCAAAAGCAUAAAUUGUGAAUUCAUAUCUAAGUUUUCGAAGCAGGCAAAAUGUAUGACUACUAUUGUCCAUCUGUAUCCUUUUAACUUCUAUCUUAGUGCGUACUGUUUCUCAAAUGCUGGAUUUUCAUUAAGGAGAUUCAAAAUAUGAAAGAGUAGACGCAUGAAGAAGUCGAAGAAGGUUCAACAUCUAUUAUAUAUACAUAAAAAAAUAAUUUUAACUAC
Messenger RNA from Capsicum annuum, 495 nucleotides. Its product is annotated as protein RADIALIS-like 3. Gene Ontology annotation, molecular function: DNA-binding transcription factor activity. The record is from RefSeq and is a predicted model, not a curated record. NCBI's taxonomy places the organism in Eukaryota, Viridiplantae, Streptophyta, Magnoliopsida, Solanales, Solanaceae.